AGGUGUAUAAAACGUUUCUCCGGCGGCUCUGCUCCAAACUCCAGAGGUCAAAAGAGAGAAGUUGAAGCUCAGACAGCGGACGAAGAGAGGAGAAAUGGAGAGCGCCGCCGUGUUCGCAGGACUUCAGCCUACUCCAGCUCAUCACCACCGUCUUCCCCGACCGUCAAGAGGUUCUGUUCAGCUACCUUCUGUUUCCUUGACCGACAAAAAGCUACGCUGUCCUCUCCCUCUCAAGCUUCAAAAUCAGCUACAUUUCGGUUUCGACGCUAAUACCAGCAGCGAUAAUCAUCGUAAUGCUCCGCCGCGAGUGGCCUCUCCCAUGAGCAGUGUAACAAACGAAGUAGUGGACCUUGACUGGGACAACCUCGGGUUCGGCUUUAUGCCUACUGAUUAUAUGUAUAUCAUGAAAUGUACUCAAGAUAAAACGUUUACUAAAGGUGAAUUACAGCGUUUUGGGAACAUCGAAUUGAGCCCAUCAGCAGGGAUAUUAAAUUAUGGCCAGGGGUUGUUUGAGGGGUUAAAAGCCUACAGAAAACAUGAUGGCCACAUUUUGUUGUUCCGGCCUGAGGAAAAUGCUUUGCGCAUGCAGAUGGGUGCAGAACGUAUGUGCAUGCCUUCACCAACAGUUGAACAGUUUCUGGAAGCAGUGAAAGCUACCGUGUUAGCAAAUGAGAGAUGGAUUCCUCCAGCAGGGAAAGGAUCACUGUACAUAAGGCCAUUGCUUAUGGGGAGUGGAGCUGUCCUUGGUCUUGCCCCAGCUCCUGAAUAUACUUUUUUAAUUUAUGUAUCCCCUGUGGGUAACUACUUUAAGGAAGGUUUAGCACCAAUUAAUCUGGUGGUUGAGACUGAAAUGCAUCGUGCGACCCCUGGGGGUACUGGAAGUGUCAAGACUAUAGGAAAUUAUGCUGCAGUCUUGAAGGCACAGAGUGCUGCUAAAGCAAAAGGCUAUUCUGAUGUUCUGUACCUCGAUAGUGUUCACAACAAAUAUCUGGAAGAAGUUUCUUCUUGCAAUGUUUUUAUGGUGAAGGGUAAUAUGAUAGCAACUCCUGCAAUAAAAGGGACUAUCUUGCCUGGUAUUACCCGGAAGAGCAUAAUUGAUGUUGCAGUCAACCAAGGUUUCCAGGUUGAGGAACGAGCAGUGUCAGUGGAUGAAUUGCUUGAUGCUGAUGAAGUGUUCUGUACGGGAACAGCUGUGGUUGUAUCACCAGUUGGAAGCAUAACCCAUUUAGGGAAAAAGGUGACAUACGGGAGCAAUGGAGUUGGUCUUGUUUCACAACAGCUGUACUCCACACUUACUCAACUUCAGAUGGGGAUUACAGAGGAUAAGAUGGGGUGGGUUAUUGAAGUGAAGUAAUCUUGAACUCAUGAGAUACCUAGUAGUUAUUACCUUCUUUUGCAAGAGGUUUGAACUCAGCAGAUAUUAGCAACUAGUGAUCCGCUUGUCGGACUUUGCGUUCUUGUUUGUUUACUCCAUUGUGUACAGAAUCUGCCUUUUUCUAUAUUGUCUCCGGGGGAAACUCCUUGCUUUAAAAAA
This is a messenger RNA of Ipomoea triloba (trilobed morning glory), 1534 nucleotides long. Its product is annotated as branched-chain amino acid aminotransferase 2, chloroplastic. The transcript is spliced from 10 exons. The coding region runs from base 95 to 1354 and encodes 419 amino acids. Gene Ontology annotation, molecular function: branched-chain-amino-acid:2-oxoglutarate transaminase activity. Gene Ontology annotation, cellular component: chloroplast. The record is from RefSeq and is a predicted model, not a curated record. NCBI's taxonomy places the organism in Eukaryota, Viridiplantae, Streptophyta, Magnoliopsida, Solanales, Convolvulaceae. Gene Ontology annotation, biological process: branched-chain amino acid metabolic process.